AUUCCUUUAUUGCAUCCAUAAAACCCGGACGAUCUAGAUAACUUUUUUUUCAUUUAUACACAGGUAUUAUGCUUUUGUUUCCAAGGCUAUGGCUCAAUCCAGUGUUAAAUUAGCCAUCGGUGGUUGCAUAAUCAUCGGACUGGUGGCUAUACUUCUUGUGAUCGAGGAUGAACCAAUUGAGGAAAUUGAUGAAGUUGAGGAUACAUUGAGAUUCGUCCAAGUGCUUUUCAGACAUGGAGAUAGGACACCUGAUGAGAAGGAUCUCUAUCCGAAAGAUCCUUACUACAAUUACACGUACUAUCCUUACGGCCUAGGACAACUAACUAAUGAAGGCAAAUUGAAGGAAUUCAACAUGGGUAAAGAGUUGCACUCAAGGUACAAGAGCUUCUUAGGUCCUGUUUAUUAUCCGCAACUUUUAACUGCCAUUAGCUCAGAUUACUCCCGAACCAAAAUGUCCUUACAAUUAGUCCUAGCAGGAUUAUUUCCACCUACAUCUGAAUACGCUUGGCACGACACGUUGUCCUGGCAACCAAUUCCUUACGAGUACACCAAAUACCGCGAUGACUACCUCUUUUUUGCAGGACUAUUUUGUCCCAACAUGUACAAAGAGUAUUUGAAAGUGUUAAAACUCGGAGAAGUUCAAGCUGUAAUAAAAAACGUCUCCGACGUGAUUGAUUACAUGUUGGAAACGACUGGUCUCGAUUUACAUACAGAUUUAUCAAAAGUUUGGCCUUUAUAUUUGAAUUUUGAGACGCAAGUCGAAUUAGGUUUAGAAAUACCUGAAUUUGCACAGAAAUUCUAUCCACAACCAUUGAAAGAUAUGGCUAUUUACCAGUACUAUUUAGUUACUUAUAACAAAGAAAUGAAGAGACUUGUGUCAGGAAAUUUACUUAAACGUAUGAUGCAUGAAGCUUCUUUGGUCAGGAAUACUCCGGAUUCUCAACACAAGAUAGUCCUAUAUUCUGGACAUGAAAUGCAUUUGGGUGGAAUCUUGAGGAUCUUGGAUUUGUAUUAUCCACAUGUGCCACCGUACGGCGCCUAUUUUGCAUUGGAAAUGCAUGAGAUCGAUAACCAAUUUGGAUUUAAAAUUUACUAUCAUGAUUAUAGCGAGAAGAAAGCAAAGCUAUUGAAGCAUCCGGGCUGCGAGGAAUUUUGCACUUACGACGAGUUCGUUAAUCUGGUUCAAGAUUUCUACUAUGACCCCGAAUACUGCGUGCGUAACAAAAAGAAAGUUCUUAUCACAGCGCUCAGUUAUAUGAAUUAUACGUCGGGAAUAGUCUCCAGUUGGAGUGCACUAUCCGCGCAGAUAAUGGACAUGAAGCUGGUGUUGAUACUGCUGUGCUGCUCUGUGGUUUGGUGUUCGAAGCUCGAGUUGGUUCAAGUGUUUUUCAGGCACGGCAGUAGAACUCCGGAGAAGAAAGAUGUGUAUCCGACGGAUCCGUACACCCUUGAUGAUUUUAUGCCGAUGGGUUGGGGACAGCUGACAAAUACUGGGAAGCAGCGAGCGUAUCAAUUGGGGAAACUGUUGAGGAAGCGAUACGACUCGUUCUUGGGGGACAUUUACACGCCGGAUAUAGCAGUGACGACUUCCACCGACUACGACAGGACAAAAAUGUCUGCUCUCUUGGUAUUGGCAGGGCUAUUUCCUCCAGCACCAUCGCAGAGAUGGAACGAGGAGCUCAACUGGAACCCAAUUCCUUAUCACAUGGAUAAAACUGAUUACGAUUAUUUCAUAAGACGACCGACUGGUUAUUGUCCCCAGUACGUCACCGAGCUAGAUAAGGUCCUUGGCUCCGAGGUUGUCAAGAAGAUGCUCGAUGGUCAUCGGAAGACGUUAGAUUACAUGGCCAAGCACACCGGGAAACCGAUGGACACUUUAAUGGACGCGUUCCGCCUCUACCAAACGCUCAACGCCGAAGCCAACUUGAAUAUGACUCUACCGAAAUGGACGGAGUCAAUAUACCCGCAACCCUUGGAGCUAAUGGCUGCUCAGCAGUGCUUCUGGGAGAAUUACUCAGACACUCUGAAGCGAUUAAAUGGAGGUCGGAUAUUAGGGAAAGUCAUUGAGAACAUGAUGGCUAAGGCGGGAAAUCUCACCCCUGGGAGGAAAAUCUAUCUCUACUCAGGCCACGAGAACAACGUGAUUAAUAUACUGGCCAGUCUGAAGCUCUUCGAUGCGCACGUGCCCAAAUACAGUGCCGCCGUCAUCUUGGAGCUGCACCGUUUGCAGAGCGACGAACACGCCGUUAAAGUAUUCUACGCGAGGGAUGUCUUCGAUGAGCCCACUGCCAUGCCGCUUGGAACUUGCGAAGAUAACCUCUGUCCCUUCGAUAAGUUCCUCGAUUACACAAGGCCAUAUGUGCCUGUUAACUACACCGCCGAGUGCCGGUCCGGUAUAAAUUUGGGCUAAAUUAAUAUUAACUACCUCGACAAUAUUCCUCUCCACACGGACUUUAUGUUAAUACCUCCAACACGAACACACUUAUUUAUUACGGCCAUAGUAUUCCAAUUUGGCACAAUUGCAACUAUUGUCCUCUUAUUUCCACGUCGCAUAGUAUUAACUCGCAUCGCCUAAUCUCAUUUUAUUCCUUCCGUUCCCAUUACCCAAUCCCAGCGCAUUCCGCUUCUCAGCGAUUAAAUAAAACAUGCAUACAAUUUUUAUUGUAUUUAAACUAUUUGACUUUUAAAUGAACUCAUAGUCAUUGUUUAUAAUUCCAUAUUCAUAUAAACACAAACUAAAAUGGUGUAAAUAAUACACAUAUUUUUAAUUAUUUUCGUUACAACUUUCUGUCAGAAAUAAGAUCCUGUCAACUGUCAUCCUUUGUAUGUUUCUCAUUAAAUAAGAGAUUUGUCGUCAUAUCAUACAAUGUAUGUUAUACAUAUUUAAAAUAACCCAAGAGCUCAAUCAACAAGAAGAUGCAGACAUAAUUCUGGUAAAAUCAUAUGAAAUCUAAAUUUACAUAAUUUUUGAGUAAAUAAUUUCUAUGUCUCGAAUAAAUCAUUAUUAAAAUUACGUGAUGAAAAUAUGUGUGAAAUUGUACUUUGUAUCAUUUAUAUAACUACUAUUAUAUCAGUUUCAGCAUCAUCCAUCAUCAAGAAAUUGUAGUUGACAUAUAUAUGAUCCCACGUCUAAUACAGAAACAGCACACGCAAAGUAUUAUUAAAAUUGCAUACGCAUAUAUAGGGUUUCCCC
Nicrophorus vespilloides is the source of this 3193-nucleotide messenger RNA. RefSeq lists its product as uncharacterized. Bases 89 to 2410 code for a protein of 773 amino acids. Gene Ontology annotation, biological process: dephosphorylation. Gene Ontology annotation, molecular function: phosphatase activity. The transcript is spliced from 14 exons. The record is from RefSeq and is a predicted model, not a curated record. NCBI's taxonomy places the organism in Eukaryota, Metazoa, Arthropoda, Insecta, Coleoptera, Silphidae.